AUGAAGUCUCUCCGAUUCAUUAGUGCCGAGGCAUUUGUGUCAAAUGCAGAAUUUGCCAGGAAGAGUCUCAGCGCUGUUGCCCAUAAUCUUUUUCCUCUUCUUUUUAAAGCCAGCUAUUUACUGGAGCAAGGGGAAGUGAUUCAUGACUUGGUAGAGAACUGGCCACUUGUUGACUUUAACAUGGGAAAACUUUUGGGAGCUACUGUGGACUAUGAGGAAGACCUGAGCCAUAGAACAUGUUCAGUGUGCUUGGAAAGCUGUCUGACAGGGCUGAGAGACUAUGUGCUGAAUCAUCCUUCUCCCUACAUGAAAAGAUUGAAAGUGGUCGACCUGACAGGCAUAAAAGAUGUUGAAGUUCAGUUUUGUGAGUGCAAGAAGACAAUGGGCAGGUGGGCCAGGACACAGCUGCUCUCUAAGCUUUGUUUAGAACUUCUGGUUUACCUGCAACAGGCACAGUGCAAUCCAGGUACCUUUGAAAUCUGUAUUGAUGUGCUAAUUGACUUGUUUGUUACAGAGCGGAACUAUGAGCUGGUUGCACAGGCUCUGUUGAAGAAAUGCUAUUGUCCACUGAAGAUCUGCUGUGUGGCAUUCAGAUCAGACAACCUGACUUUGCAGAAAUUCUUCUAUAUCAUAAAGCUCACUGAUCCUUCUUUGUUGCGCAAACUGGAAAUAGUUCACAAUGUUCGCUUGGAAAUGGAACACCUGGAAAUACUCUUCAACAGUAUCCACUUCCCUCUAUUGAUGUCCUUGACCUUGCCAGCACGAACAUUUAAUGUGCGGAGGUUCACAGCUACAGAUGAACAGAUGCUUUCUAACAUUGGAGAAAAGAUGGGUGAAAUGACACAGCUGACUGAGCUGAAUAUGUCAUUUUCUAUACUUACAGGAAGAAUACAGAAGCUGCUCAGCCCACUAAAAACUCCACUGAAGAUGCUGGAUGUCUCUAACUGCUUCUUGAACCAUGCUGAUAUGGCCUAUUUAGCCAAUAGCUUCCAUGCUAACCACUUAGAAGCCCUGGACUUGAGUGGACAUGAUAUACCUGGCCUUUACCCAUCAACAUUCUUUAAGCUCCUCAGCCAUUCCUCUUCAGUGCUCAGGAGUCUUACCCUGGAGGACUGUAACAUCCAAGACACUCAUGUCAACAUGCUGAUUUUAGGUUUAAGCCCCUGCCAGAAGCUGCAGGAGUUUAAGUUUAUUGGAAACCCACUGUCAUCCCAAGCACUUAAACACCUUUUCACAUUUCUCUGUGAAUUGCCAAUGCUGAAAAACGUGGAGUUCCCAGUUCCAAGGGACUGCUACCCUAUUGGCAUAACCUACCCCAUUGAUGAUGCUAGUCUGUGCAAAUUUGAUCAUCAAAAAUAUGAAAGUGUAGCAGAGGAGCUUAACCUCAUUUUACUCCAAGCAAAUAGGGAGGAUGUGAAGGCCUCAACACCACUCUUUGGGAGUUAUGAUGCAGCUGUUCAGGAGACAAACAAUGAACUGGGAGCUUACUUGAUCAAGUCCUUCAAAGAGACUCUAGAAAAGUUCACUACUUCUUUUAACAAAAUGAGUUAA
Molecule: messenger RNA, 1551 nt
Organism: Acanthisitta chloris (rifleman)
Lineage: Eukaryota; Metazoa; Chordata; Aves; Passeriformes; Acanthisittidae
Gene: LRRC14B
Product: leucine rich repeat containing 14B
Exons: 2
Coding region: 1-1551 (516 amino acids)
Cellular component (GO): cytoplasm
Source: RefSeq, a predicted model, not a curated record